This is a messenger RNA of Saccoglossus kowalevskii, 2582 nucleotides long. RefSeq names its product ras-associated and pleckstrin homology domains-containing protein 1-like. The record is from RefSeq and is a predicted model, not a curated record. Lineage: Eukaryota; Metazoa; Hemichordata; Enteropneusta; Harrimaniidae. Gene Ontology annotation, biological process: signal transduction.
CAUUACUUAUUGGCAACUAAAUCAUCUAACACUGCCCAAGAGUUUGCUGAAAAAACAAAGCAAGAUUUGAUUGAUGAGUUCUUCUUGAGUGGCGCUAAUAGUGUCCCUGAGCUGGAAGGAGGAUUAUACUUAAAAGCAGAAGGCAAGAAAUCAUGGAAGAAACAUUUCUGUAUGCUAAGAGGAUCUGGUAUUUAUUAUUGUCCAAAAGGAAAAUCAAAGUCAUUGAAGGACCUUGUAUGUUACGUACAGUUUGAACACAUUGAUGUUUACAAUGGUGUUGGAUGGAAGAAGAAAUAUAAAUGUCCCUCUGACUUUUGCUUUGCACUAAAGCAUCCUCAAAUCAUGCAGAAAUCCAAGUACAUUAAAUAUUUGUGUGCAGAAGAUUACAGAACAACACAGAAAUGGAUAACAGCUAUAAGAAUAGCCAAGUACGGAAAACAACUACACAUGAGUUAUAAGUUGACUCAGAAAGAAAUGAGAGACAAUGGCAGUAAUCUGAGCAGUCUACGAAGCAGCGAUACGAGUUCCAUGACGAGUAUGCAGUCAAGUAGCAGUACGCAGAGUUCACAAGGUACCGCAUCAAUGGCAAGUCCUGCCAGCUCUCAAAGCUCAUCGUCGGCUAUCCCACAAUCCUCUGUUACAAGAUCCAAGUCUGAUAAGUCUAAUCUCAUGACUAAUACUAGUAGUAGAAACACACAAGAAAUGUCCAGCAGUGGCAGCAUUAGUGGUAGAAGUGGAACAUUUUCUCAUAAAGUUGGAGAUGUUUUUGCCAAUGCAUGGAAAAUAGGAAGUGAAAUGCAACAACAGCAAAAGCAAGAAGACCGCAUGUCUGUAUCAUCAACAUUAACUGUGGAUAGUUUUUCUUCUGAAUCUCAGAGUCAGAGUUCUAAAAGCAGUGUUGAAUUAACAAGUGGAACUCCUCAAACUAAACAUCCAGUCAUUGGUGUACCUUUACCAGGGAUACUUAAACCUUCGCCUACCCAUCAUGCAGUGGAACCACCCAAACAUGCAAACGUUGAUAUGGACAUACAGUCACAGUUAUUACAGUUAGAACUUGAUUUAGAGAAACAAAAAACAUACAAUCCAACCCAUCAGCAAAUUUCACCGUGGUCAUCGCCUGUUGCAUCGAAAAGUGGAACGGAUGAAGUAGAUGGCAAUGCCAAUGCCAUCACUAAAGUUCAUGUAACUGCCAAAGAUACAGAGGCUGUUUCUGUUAUUGUAAAACCUCCAACCGGAUUAACUAAGCAUGAAUCACUAAAAAAGAGCAAGCCACCGCCACCUCCAAAAAGGAGUGCUGAUACGGUCACAACACUGUCACGAAGUGUGUCUGUGGGUAGUGCUGCCAGAGGGGGUAUAAGUCCAUUAAGAGACAGCCAAAAGCAUGUUCAGUUUAAGGAGAGCCCUGACAUUAGCUCAUCAGCUCCAGCGAGGCCAAGCUCAGAUGAAAGGUUUCCACCACCGCCAUUCCCUGUCUACCAAAGAUAUUCAGCUUGUAGCACGCCAACAACCCCCAGUUUUCCUGCCCCUCCUUCCCCCUUAACUCCAGGCUUUCAGGCUGGCCUAACAUCACCACCGACACCAAACUAUCCUGCCCCACCACCAUGGAUACCAGCAGAUAAUGAGUCAAGGCCUAGAGCAGCAACCAGUACAGAUAAAGUCAGUAAUCUGGCAAUGAAUGCAGGAUUUCUCGCUGAUUUACAGAAAGCGAUCCGAGGACCACCACAAAAUCCACAACAGGAGACUGGAGAAAAGAAAGCGCCUCCACCACCACCUAAAAGAAGUGGUGAAUCUGCUACAAGUAGAUCAAGCAAAAAACAUCCUCCUCCUCCUCCUCAAAGGUUUACAUAAAUUAAACAUUCCGUUUUUAUACUAUAAAUUUUACCAUUACAUGUACUCCUUAUAGAUUUCAAAGUGUAAGUUACAACACAGAGUGCCAUAUACAAAUUAUAAAGUCCUAAGAUAUUUGUGAACAGACUCUUAUUUGUGAAUGGUUGUCAAGAUCUCAGGAAUGAGAAAACCACAAGAUUUGUUUUUGCUCCCCAAUAAUCUUCCAAUCUUGUCGUAUUCACUGACCUGUAUAACUAUUUGGAUCAGUGGACAUGAUGAAGGAAAAAAAUAGAACACUAUUUGCGGCAGCAAAAAACAAAUUUUGUGGUUCUCCCACCCUCAACGAGAACUCAACGGCCAUUUUUAUCUGUCUAUUGUACUGGUAAACCCAGAUUUUUGAAAUAGACACACAAACAUGGCCAAUCAAAUCAAUCAUUGCUUUAUUCAGUUAAAUAUUUAUACAAGUUUGUACAACGACAUCAGCUGUUAUAAUAUAUGUUUAUGUAUUUCAUGGACCAGAGAUGGUGGCACCGACUGAACCUAAUCCAUUCUUGUUUGUAUUGACUAAAUAGGAGAACAGCAACAUACAACAGUGUUAUUUUCACUUAGUGGAACAUACAACAGUGCUAUUUUCACUUAGUGGAACAUUAAAAUGCAUUCGCUAUUUGAUAUACUAGUAUAUGAAUUCAUUGUCUACAGAUAAUUCACACUACAACAUGCACAAAUUGGACAUACAAUGAAAUGGCAGACAUUAC